UGACACACCUUGCGUGUUAAAUUAUAUAAGAAAAUUACCCUUAUGCGUUUAACGAUAAAUAUAACUGGUGACAAAUUCGAUAACGACAUCGCUAAUUGCUACCUAUCGACUCGCCAUCGAUGAACAAUUCAUGCUUGCUAACAUUAAUUCUAAUAUGUAAGAUGAUGAGGAGCAGAGUUAAGGUGGGGCAAAAUUGUGAGGGCGAGUGUGGAAACUAUGAAGAGAGAAUGGUUUAAACGCAUGGGGGAAGGGAAAAUCUUCUUCGGCGGCUUCAUAUAAAUGUCGGCUGUACUUCUACACCAUACUGCAGAGUCGAUCUUGUUCAAAUCGACAACAAACCGUCGUCAUGCAGCACUUAAUAUUGGUCUUUGCUCUAUUCGGCUGCGCGCUAGGACAAUUCGGUUCACUACGCGGAUUUCCAACACCUAGACCAAACUACCAACAACCAACGCCUCAAUAUAAUCAACCAUAUAGUAGUCCUGGAAGAUUUAUAGCUAUUCGCAGUCAACAGAAGGAUACAUACCCGGACGGUACCUACACCUUCAGUUAUGACACCGAAAACGGUAUUUCCGUUGCCGAAAGUGGUCGUCCUCAAGGCUCUGGACAAGGACAAAGCGAGGUCGUUCAAGGUAGAUUUUCGUACACCGCCCCAGACGGAUCUCCGAUUACCGUAGAAUACACAGCCGACGAAAAUGGCUUCCACCCUCAGGGAGCGCAUCUACCAACCCCUCCUCCGAUUCCAGAAGCCAUCAGACGAGCCCUAGCCGCUAACCCCCCCGGUCCCGAUAAUUCAGAUUACAGACAACCAUACAAUAACAAUCUUUUCCCAAGAUAUUAAAUAAAAGCUAUCGAUCAAAUGAUUUUAAGGAGUUCCAUACCUGGAUUGACGUGAUAUCUGUACAUACGUAUGUGGUAAAAAAAAAUAGAUAUCAAUCUUCACAACUAUAUAACAGUCAUUAAAUAACACACAA
Molecule: messenger RNA, 971 nt
Organism: Megachile rotundata (alfalfa leafcutting bee)
Lineage: Eukaryota; Metazoa; Arthropoda; Insecta; Hymenoptera; Megachilidae
Product: endocuticle structural glycoprotein SgAbd-8
Cellular component (GO): chitin-based extracellular matrix
Molecular function (GO): structural constituent of chitin-based larval cuticle
Source: RefSeq, a predicted model, not a curated record